Molecule: messenger RNA, 681 nt
Organism: Gryllus bimaculatus (two-spotted cricket)
Lineage: Eukaryota; Metazoa; Arthropoda; Insecta; Orthoptera; Gryllidae
Source: the annotation of a GenBank genome assembly
CAGUGAUCGCCGUUCUCCAGUAACGGAGGCUCGUAAUCUUCUGACUGAGCUCUAGAAAACGUGAUGUCCGCCAUCAAAUGAGCCCGUAGCGGCGGAGGGGGAACCUCGCUCGCUAUAAAAACGGGUCGCGCACGUACCACGGCAGUCACUCGCUGACCGGAGAGCAGGGAAGUUCUGUUGCACUUCGUUCGUUUCUUGUCUGUGGUGAGUUGCGACAAGCGCCAUUCGAACGAGCAAUUGAAGUUUAAUUGUUGAAAGAGUGCGUCUUCUCCGUUCAACUACUCGUUUCGACGUAUGUUUGAACUCGCAGGAAGUUAGCAGACAACCGAAACGACGAUUACGGAAUAAGACGCCAGUGAACAAUUUGUGUUUGGUGACCGUGAUUUGGUUGUCGUAUAGAGGAAAAUUCACCAAAAUGUGUAUCCCAUCUCGCGCUGAUGAGAGGAAUGCCGUUGAAGUGCGGUCAGGGUUGGAUCAACAACAAAUUAGGAACCAGAAGAAGAAAGCAAUUCAAGAACAUCAAGCCAUCAUGAAAAAUGAUCCUGCAUUGGCUGAAGUAGCAUCAAAAGCAAAUUAUCACAUCAAACAAGAUAUAUUGGCCAUAUCCACGGCAUACUACAAAUUAGUUCUAAAUGCCUUGUCAGAUUUGGCUACCAAGUUCCAAGAUUCAAAAAUGUACAG